Molecule: messenger RNA, 132 nt
Organism: Histoplasma mississippiense
Lineage: Eukaryota; Fungi; Ascomycota; Eurotiomycetes; Onygenales; Ajellomycetaceae
Exons: 1
Coding region: 1-132 (43 amino acids)
Source: RefSeq, a predicted model, not a curated record
AUGGCCUCAAAGGCUGUGAGACUGACGACUGGACCUGUUUUGGCUGCGGCGCACAUUACCAAUGCCGUUAGAGAAGGCCGGGCCAAGAUGCACUCCACAGGGUUUCAUUUCUACCUGGGCGUCGACCAAUAA